Aureobasidium uvarum is the source of this 276-nucleotide messenger RNA. Lineage: Eukaryota; Fungi; Ascomycota; Dothideomycetes; Dothideales; Saccotheciaceae. The record is from the annotation of a GenBank genome assembly.
AUGCCUAUCGGAGAAGACAAGAAGUCUGGAGUCGCCGGAGGAGUGACUGCAGUCACCUCGACCAUCGGCAAUGGUGUCGGUGGUCUCUUGGGCACUGUUGGUAGUGUCACUGGUGCUGCAACUCGAGGAAUCGGCAACACAGUGACUGGAGUCACAGGCAAUACUGGAAAGCCACUCGGUGAUGCCUUGGCCUCGCUCGGAAACGGUGUCGAGGAUGGAACCAACAAUAUCGCUCGUGGUGUCGAGGCUGCUGGGCAGGGAAAGAAGGCUUGGUGA